AUGAAGAGGAGAGAGGAUGAAGAGGAGAGAGGGUGCAGACGAGAGAGGAUGCAGAGGAAAGAGGAUAAAGAGGAAAGAGGAUACAGAGGAGAGAGGAUACAGGGGAAAGAGUAUACAGAGGAGAUAUGGUACAGAGGAUGCAGAGGAGAGAGGAUGCAGAGGAGAGAGGAUGCAGAGGAGAGAGGAUACAGAGGAGAGAGGGAUACAGGGGAAAGAGUAUACAGAGUAGAUAUGGUACAGAGGAUACAGAGGAGAGAGGAUACAGGGGAAAGAGUAUAUAGAGGAGAUAUGGUACAGAGGAUGCAGAGGAGAGAGGAUGCAGAGGAGAGAGGAUACAGAGGAGAGAGGAUACAGAGGAGAGAGGAUACAGAGGAGAUAUGA
This is a messenger RNA of Knipowitschia caucasica, 381 nucleotides long. The record is from the annotation of a GenBank genome assembly. NCBI's taxonomy places the organism in Eukaryota, Metazoa, Chordata, Actinopteri, Gobiiformes, Gobiidae.